UUUUAUAAUUACUUUGUUAUAUUUCAGCUAUAUCUUCUCAAGUCUCCCAGGGUUUGUUGCCAAAGUCAGGUGUAGAAGUGUCAUUCCAGAAAAUGUUACAGAGUACAUAUAAUGAAGAGAGAAGUCACCAAUGCAAUGAAUCUCAGAAAAACUUUAACCAAGGGUCAAAAUCUAAUAACCAUCAAAGAGCUCAGCUUCCACAGAACAAGUAUAAAUGGCCUAAAGUCUUUGAAAGAAGGUCAAAUAUUUUGAUACCUCAGAGUAUUCAUACUGUAGAGAAGACAGAAAGUUUUAGUGAAUGUGCCAAGUCUUCCAACCAAUCAUCAAAUCUUACUGAACAUAAAAGUACUCAUAUUGAGGAGGAGUCUCUCCCGUGUAAUCACUACCUGAAAGUGUUUAGUCAGUCCUCUAAGUUAAAUAGACAUAAGGAAAUCCAUACUGCAGAGAAGCCUUACAAAUGCAAAGAAUGUGAUAAAGCCUUUAAGUGGCAGGCAAAUGUUAUUUUACAUCAGAGAAUUCAUACUGGAGAGAAGCCUUAUAAAUGUGGAGAAUGUGGCAAAGCUUUUAUCCAGAGCUCACAUCUUACUCGGCAUCAGAUCAUUCAUUCUGGAGAGAAGCCUUAUAAAUGCAGAGAAUGUGGCAAAACUUUUAUCCAGAGCUCACAUCUUACUCGGCAUCAGAUCAUUCAUUCUGGAGAGAAGCCUUAUAAAUGUACUGAAUGUGGCAAAGCUUUUAGCCACUGUUCAAACCUUAGCCAUCAUCAGAGAAUUCAUACUGGACUAAAGCCUUAUAAAUGUAGAGAAUGUGGUAAAACCUUUAUCCGGAGCUCAAAUCUUACUCAACAUCAGAGGAUUCAUUCUGGAGAGAAGCCUUAUACAUGUAGAGAAUGUGGCAAAGCCUUUACCCAGGGCUCACAACUUGCUAAACAUCAGAAAAUUCAUUCUGGAGAGAAGCCAUAUAAAUGUGGAGAAUGUGGCAAAGCCUUUACCCGGGGCUCACAUCUUACUCAACAUCAGAAUAUUCAUUCUGGAGAGACGCCAUAUAAAUGUGGAGAAUGUGGCAAAGCCUUUCGCUGGUAUUCAGCCUUUUCCAAACAUCAAAGAAUGCAUACUGGAGAGAAGCCUUAUGAAUGUAGAGAAUGUGGCAAAACCUUUACCCGGAACUCAAAUCUUACUCAACAUCAGAGAAUUCAUUCUGGCGAGAAGCCUUAUAUAUGUAGAGAAUGUGGCAAAGCCUUUAUCGAGAGCUCACAACUUGCUAAACAUCAGAAAAUUCAUUGUGGGGAAAAGCCCUAUAAAUGUAGAGAAUGUGGCAAAGCCUUUACCCGGGGCUCACAUCUUAUUCAACAUCAGAAUAUUCAUUCUGGAUUGAAACCCUAUAAAUGUACAGAAUGUGGCAAAGUCUUUAGCUGGUAUUCAGCGUUUUCCAAACAUCAGAGAAUUCACACAGGACAGAAACCUUAUAAAUGUGGAGAUAAUCACAGUGCCUUCACAUCAUGUUCAAACCUUUAUAGCAUCAGAGGACUCAGCUAUAGAGAAGCCUUACAAACACAGAAUGUGGCAAAGCCUUUACCCAUUGCUCAAAUCUUACCAAAUAUAUGAGAAUGCAUACCUGAGAGAAGCUUUACAAAUGUGAAGAGUAUGACAAAGCCUUUAACCUUGCUAUAGCUGUACUAAAUAUUCGGAAAUUUAUAGAGAAUAGAAGCAAUCUAUAUAAUAAAAGCCUAAGCAACCUUUACAGCAGAACAUCCAGAAUGACUGGCUGCUAUGAUGCUCACUGACCACCACGGGGCAGAUGCUCAACAUAGGAGUUGCCCUCUGGUGGUCAGUGCACUCCUACAGGGGGAGCACUCCUCAGCCAGAAGCCAGGCUCAUGGC
Molecule: messenger RNA, 1877 nt
Organism: Myotis lucifugus (little brown bat)
Lineage: Eukaryota; Metazoa; Chordata; Mammalia; Chiroptera; Vespertilionidae
Product: zinc finger protein OZF-like
Biological process (GO): regulation of DNA-templated transcription
Molecular function (GO): DNA-binding transcription factor activity, RNA polymerase II-specific; RNA polymerase II cis-regulatory region sequence-specific DNA binding
Source: RefSeq, a predicted model, not a curated record